AUGUCUGGCCCCUACGAUUCUCACUACCCUUCCAACAACUACGGCAACGGCUACGGCAACAGCCAAUACCAAUCCACAUACCCAUCAUCCGGCUUCUCUCAGCCACAACAGCUCUACAACGCGAAUAAUUCGUAUGGCGCAUACCAACAAACAGACCAAAGUUACAACUCUUAUCAAUACCAACAACAACCACCCGCAUCAUCAUCCUACUAUCAAUCACAAAUACCUGCCAAUGACUCGUACUACAACCAGUCCGGCACCCCUGUCAACGCGGAUGGCACAACAACCGACCGCGGCCUCCUGGGCGCGGUGACUGGUGGUGCCGCGGGUGCUUAUGCUGGGCACAAGGCCCGCGGCCACGGCGUGUUGGGCGCCUUGGGCGGUGCAAUUCUCGGAUCCUUGACCGAAGACUAUGCGAAGAAAGGCAGGAAGAACAAGAACAAGACCCAAUCCGGCGCCGGCGGCAGCGGUAUCUUCAACCAGGUCUCCUCCAUGAUGAAGAAGUAA
This is a messenger RNA of Exophiala bonariae, 507 nucleotides long. RefSeq lists its product as uncharacterized. Gene Ontology annotation, cellular component: outer membrane. NCBI's taxonomy places the organism in Eukaryota, Fungi, Ascomycota, Eurotiomycetes, Chaetothyriales, Herpotrichiellaceae. The record is from RefSeq and is a predicted model, not a curated record. Bases 1 to 507 code for a protein of 168 amino acids. The transcript has a single exon.